AUGGAGAGGCCCACAAGACAAGGACUGACAUCUCUAGCAAAAGCCAGUGAGGACCUGAGGCCUUCUAACAGCCGUAUGAGCAAAGCUGGAAGCAGAGCCUCCCCAUGUGGGUUUCGAGAUGACUGCGACCUGGCCAACACCUUGACUGUAGCCUUCCGAGAGACCCUGAGUCAGAGGACCCUGCUAAGCUAUGCGCAGAUUCCUGACCCACAGAAACUGGGAGAUAAUAAACGCACUGACACGCAGCGCUGUGAAAAGGCCACCUGCAGGAGGGGUCAGAGCGCCCUGAAAGUCCCCGCGGCCGCCCCCCAACAAGCGGGUGUGCUGGCCACACCAAGCCCAGGCCCUCUUUGCUGUCCCUCCUUUGCCUGUGCACCGCUCUGGAUGAAGACGGUGCCAGCCCUCAGCCAGGAGGAAAAGUGUAGAUUCAUUACUGUAGGGACCACCUGCUUCGACGAUCUCAUUACGUGUGUGUCAGCGCCUGACAGUCUGCAAAUAAUAAAGAGUCUUGGUUACAACCGACUUAUCCUCCAAAUUGGUAGAGGAACCGUGGUACCUGAACCAUUUAGUACUGAGUCAUUUACUCUGGAUGUUUACAGGUACAAGGAUUCCUUGAAAGAAGACCUUCAGAAAGCAGAUCUUGUUAUUAGUCACGCAGGUGCAGGAAGCUGUUUGGAGACUCUGGAAAAAGGAAAGCCACUUGUGGUAGUUAUAAAUGAAAAGUUAAUGAACAACCAUCAGCUGGAAUUGGCAAAGCAGCUACACAAAGAGGGGCAUCUCUUCUACUGUACCUGCAGCACGCUUCCUGGGCUGUUACAGUCAAUGGACUUAUCAACACUGAAAUGUUACCCUCCUGGCCAGCCAGAAAAAUUUUCUGCAUUUUUGGAUAAAGUUGUUGGAUUACAAAAAUAAACACUAAACUCUCAGCACUUUAAAAAAUCCCCUAAAUCCAACCUCUGGAAUGUGAUUAAGUCAAACACAUAGUAUAUAUUUGCAGAAUAAUAUAAAUGAAUAAACUUCUUACAUCUACAGAAUAUAUAGGAAAUUUUAUUGUGUAAA
This is a messenger RNA of Cynocephalus volans (Philippine flying lemur), 1059 nucleotides long. RefSeq names its product UDP-N-acetylglucosamine transferase subunit ALG13 homolog. Lineage: Eukaryota; Metazoa; Chordata; Mammalia; Dermoptera; Cynocephalidae. Gene Ontology annotation, molecular function: hexosyltransferase activity. Gene Ontology annotation, biological process: dolichol-linked oligosaccharide biosynthetic process. The record is from RefSeq and is a predicted model, not a curated record. The transcript is spliced from 4 exons. The coding region runs from base 1 to 912 and encodes 303 amino acids.